Eucalyptus grandis is the source of this 1727-nucleotide messenger RNA. RefSeq names its product TMV resistance protein N. Lineage: Eukaryota; Viridiplantae; Streptophyta; Magnoliopsida; Myrtales; Myrtaceae. The transcript has 6 exons. Gene Ontology annotation, biological process: signal transduction. The record is from RefSeq and is a predicted model, not a curated record. The coding region runs from base 509 to 1462 and encodes 317 amino acids.
ACUCUCCUCCAAAUAAUUUAUCUCAAGUACAGCGGAGUUUCCUCUGGCUUUUGAGGUCAUUCCCUCUGGCUCAUGUUGCCCAGAGCUAGUUGAGAUUCAAUCCACAAAAUAGCUUGAACUGCCUCUUUUGCAAACCCCUGGCUUUUGAGGUCAUUUCCUCUGCCUCAUGUUGGCCAGAGCUACUUGAGAUUCAAUCCACAGAAUAGCUUGAACUGCCUCUUUUGCAAACCCCAGCCUGCUUCAGAACUCAUCUCAAAUCUCUGAGUUGAUCGUGCAUCCAAAACUCAUCCAUGGUUACCAAAACGACCCGGCAAGGCUCGCACUCAAAUAGCUUUGUGACUGUAGCCAUGGCGACGGGAUGCGACGCCGCUUUCGAAGCCUUAAUACGGAAAUCACCGGUCCCUUCGCCUCCUUCCAUCUCCGACGGACCGCCAUCACCUCCGUCGAGCACGCGGCCCGGCCACCAUCUCCUUCGCAGGAUUAGAGUGGAGGGAUCAGCAUAUUCAGAAUGCUGGGUAUGGCAUCAGCUGUUACAUCGACUUGCUGUUCUGUGCUUAUGAAGUCCAGACCUUGCCACACUUUUCGGCCUUCACGGCAGCUAGUGGUUGUUUCUACCAAAGGAAUUACAGCAAUGACUGUUAGCACCACUGUAUCGACAAUGGGCAUCUCUGAGGCAAGGAAAGAAGGCAAGGCUGCAGCCACUCAAUCCUUGGGAAGGGGUAGUGAAUUUGCUGCAAUUAAAUCCAUAUUGAAGGAGGUUGUUCCACAAUCAUCUUUUGCUAUUGCUUUUCUCCCAAGCUAUGACCAAAUUCUUGCAAUUGAGAAGUUCAAAUCCAUCAUUGGGAAGUUCAAAUCCAUCAUUGGGAAGUUCAAAUCCAUCGUUGAGAAGUUCAAAUCCAUUGUUGAGAGUUUCAAAUCCAUCAUUGAGAUUCAUGGUCAACGUCAUCCUAGGAUUUUUAUUAGUUACAAACGGGGCGACACACUCCGUCCUGUGAGCCAUCUCAAGGGUGCUCUUGAGCGGAGGGGGAUAAGAACGGUCGUCGAUUAUACACUGGAUGGAGGAGAAGAGAUCUGGCCAGCGAUUGAAGAAGUAAUCAAGCAGUCGAAUAUCGCUGUUGUGGUUGUUUCUCAGAAUUACCAUUCCUCACCGUGGUGCCUCAAUGAGCUGGUGAAGAUCCUCGAGUGCCGAAAAAAAAGGGUUAUGAUUGUAUUGCCCAUUUUCUGGGAGAUUGAUGCAAGAGUGCUGCAAGAGCCGUCCAGCCCUUUUUUGGAGAAUAUUGGCCAAGGUGAAGACUGUUUCAAGCAGCAGAAUCCACACCAGGUCCAGAAGUGGAGAAAAGCUUUACAAGCAGUGGGCCAGAUCAUUGGCUUUCCCGUUAGUGCCAGUUUGGAUAAAACUGAAGCUGAAUUGAUCGAGGACCUUGCGGACAAAAUCGCAGCCAAAUGGUACCGCUCGGUGUGAACUUUGACUCCCAUCCAGCUGGGUUAGUCUCCUGGUAAAAUAAUCAACGCCGUCUGAAGUGGCUUUGGAACAUGAAUGAAGUGGGAAAAGUUUCACCGGAAGGUCUUCCAUUGCGUGCACGAUGGAGAAACUCUCUUGGUGUUUGUAACGUGUCAUGUGUUGUUACAUUAUAGCAUUUAGCAAAAGUGCCACAUGAUACGAUUUCGAUAGAUGUGGGAUCUUUAUUUUUGGAUGUUAAAUAUGUGAUAGAGAGCUUGUCCUUGCC